AUGGACGAGAUCGGAAUUCUCGACGCGCGCAACAAUCUCAGCGCGCUUGUCGAGCGCGUCGAGAAGGGUGACGAGGUGAUCAUUACCCGUCACGGAAAGCCGGUGGUCAAGAUGGUUGCGGUCGAGCCCGCAGACGAAGAAGAGCGCCGCAGACGGGCGCGAGAGGCGAUCAAGGCGAUCCGCGAAAUGCGCAAGGAGGUAUUGAGCGUCGUCGUGGAUUGUUCGGUCACGCUGUCCUGGUAUCUGGACGACGAGACGGAACCGCUUUCGAUCCUCAUCGAGGACCAUGUGGCUGAACAUGGCGCGGUCAUUCCCUUCCAUUGGCACGCCGAAAUGGCCAAUGGCCUGCUUAUGGCGGUGCGGCGUGGACGCAUUGCCUACGGGUUCAUUCGGCGUGCGUUUGCCCAGUUCGAAGAGUUGACGAUCGUCAUCGACCAUGAAAGUCGGGAAGCUGCAAAGGAAGCAGCGAUUUCGCUGGGCCAGGAGCAUCGAUUGUCGGUCUAUGACGCGCUCUAUCUGGAAACCGCGAUGCGUCGCGGACUGCCCUUGGCGACCUUCGACGAGGCGCUUCAAAAAGCAGCCGGGUCCGCCGGCGUUCCGGUUUUCCAAUCGGCAAACCCGUGA
This is a messenger RNA of Effrenium voratum, 624 nucleotides long. The record is from the annotation of a GenBank genome assembly. NCBI's taxonomy places the organism in Eukaryota, Dinophyceae, Suessiales, Symbiodiniaceae.